This is a messenger RNA of Punica granatum (pomegranate), 840 nucleotides long. The record is from RefSeq and is a predicted model, not a curated record. NCBI's taxonomy places the organism in Eukaryota, Viridiplantae, Streptophyta, Magnoliopsida, Myrtales, Lythraceae.
ACGUUGCUCUUCACCAUUCACUUACCUUCCUCAUAUCUAGAUCUUAUCAUACGGUUGACAUUUGAGGAUAGUCUGCAUCUUAAACAAAGAGAUGGCUUCAUCAGUGGAGUCCGAUGUGGAGCUCAAAUCUCCAGCAGACAAGUUCUUCAAACGCCUAAGCAGUGAACUUCACCAUCUUCCUAAUGCAUCUGACAUAGUUCACGGAGUCGAAGUGCACGAAGGCGAUUUCAAAACUCACGGUUCUGUUAAGUCAUGGAGUUAUAGCAUCGAUGGAAGAAAGGAGAUUUUCAAGGAGAAGUUCGAGAUAGAUGAAAGGAACAUGACCGUGUCAAUGGUGGCUGUGGGAGGACACAUCCUCGAACAGUUCAAGAGCUACAAGAUUGUCUACAACGUUUUUCCAAACGAGGGCAACAAGCCAGCAGUGUUGAAGAUUAAACUCGUGUAUGAGAAAUUUAAGGAGACUGAUCCUGACCCGAACAAUUACCUGCGCUUCCUGGUCAGCAUCUUUAAAGAUCUAGAUAAUCACCUACAGUAAAAUUGCAUGGAGAAAUCCCUAGUGGGAUCAAUCGACUACCCCUCAUUUUCAGUUAAAUAAAUAACGGAAGAGAGUUUUCCUCUUCCCCCUUGUCUGUGUAUUUGUAAAUUAAAAAAAAAAAAGAAGGAAGACACGAAGAAGAAGAAGAAGAAGAAGAAGAAGAAGAUGGAGGCAGUCUGCAGUGCUCAUGUGUUUUUUAGCCUCAUGUACAAAUAAAAUAUAUACAUAUAUAUAAGUUGUCAAAUUCCAAUGAUGUUGUUCUAGUAAGAUCGACGAAGGCAAUAGUUUUUCCUUCUUUUUUUCAA